AUGCAACAAAUUCUCUAUCAGAAUUACAAAGAGGCUGCCGGGUCGUUUAAAAACACACUGAAAAGUAAAGAAGUGCAGGAGGCAGUCUCCCUACACCCAGUGAAAGAUCCUGACUACCAGUAUCGCAUCUUUAAUUAUUUACGCUCUGUAAAAAUUAUGGGACAGUACCAGCGAGAGGUGCGUUUGCACCGGGACUUUGCUCUAAUGUCAGAUCUGAUCCAGGAUGGCAGAUUUCCGCUAGAGCCUACCCUGAGCAAGCCACCAUCUUUAACUAAAUUUCACCCACUGAACAGCAAAGAGGUAAUUCCUUGGGAGUUUGUGGCACGGUCCAUGUAUUCUCAGUUCAAUAACAACCCUCGCCGGGGCAUAGAGGACUCUCUGAAGGGAUCUCUGGAUGAGCUAGUGAGUCAAGUACUAAUGAAAGUGAACAAAAAUGCUCAUCUGCGAGGCCGGACAAUAGAUUUCAAGGAAAUUCAAUACGGUUAUAGAAGGUUAGAUCCUAUGCAUGGACCCGAUUAUAUCUUAGAUUUACUUCUUGUGUAUAGAAAAUACAGAGGUAGAAAGAUGUCGAUGAAUGUUCGCAGGCAUGCCUACCUGCAGCAGGCAUUUCUGCCAGUAGAAUUUCGAGAGGAUCCAGGUGUCAUUGAAAUAGAAGAUUCUGGAGUUGGAGCUAAAGUGAAAUCUUUGAUCCACCUGUUUGCUGGCAAUACAGUGUCACCUGCAGUUGUUAAUAAAAGGUCAGAACAUAUUGAUGUUAUAAUGCCUCUCAUGGGCAGGUUUAAAAUAUUUCAGAGGUUUAUGGACAAUGUGGAAAAUGUCAUUCUGAAGCCCAAAGCUAAUGCCAGGCUUGUUCUAGUUCUCUACAAGGCACAGGAUGAUCCAUCAGCUCACCAACAGACUCUAGACCUGGUUCAGCAGUACCGAGAGAAAUAUGGGCAGGAUUUCUCUAGAGGUCCUGGUCUUCAGCUAGGUGCUGAGAGAUGCAGCCAGGAUGCCCUUUUGUUCUUUAUAGAUGUUGACAUCAUUUUCACAGCUGCUUCCUUGGAAAGAGUUCGUUCUAAUACACACAGAGGCUCACAAGUGUAUUUUCCUAUUGUGUUCAGCCAGUUUGACCCAGAACCCGUGUGCUACGCUGGUUCUCCUCACUGUAACUGCAAAGCGGCAGAAUGUGUCCUCAAGGAAGAGGAUGUCACUGAGGCAGCCGGCUACUGGAGACAGUUUGGUUUUGGCAUUGCUGCAAUGUACCGCAGUGACUACCACAAAGUCGGUGGGUUUGACCUCAGCAUUCGUGGAUGGGGAAAGGAAGAUGUAGAUCUGUAUACAAAAUUUAUAGAAAAUAAUUAUGUCAUCUUCCGGGCCGUUGACACAGGCAUGACACACAUAUUUCACACUAUCCAGUGCAGUGAAUCUCUGGAAAGUGCUCAACUUAUCAUGUGCAUCAACACGAAAGCCCAAAGCUAUGCUUCCACAUCCCUUUUAGCCAACCAGAUCCACAGCAACCCAGAUAUUCUACGCCGUCUUGAAGUACAUUAUAUAAACCGUGGCUCUUAG
Messenger RNA from Candidula unifasciata, 1551 nucleotides. NCBI's taxonomy places the organism in Eukaryota, Metazoa, Mollusca, Gastropoda, Stylommatophora, Geomitridae. The record is from the annotation of a GenBank genome assembly.